Messenger RNA from Phacochoerus africanus (Common warthog), 9477 nucleotides. Its product is annotated as chondroitin sulfate proteoglycan 4-like. The record is from RefSeq and is a predicted model, not a curated record. NCBI's taxonomy places the organism in Eukaryota, Metazoa, Chordata, Mammalia, Artiodactyla, Suidae. The coding region runs from base 1 to 7461 and encodes 2486 amino acids. The transcript has 12 exons.
AUGUUCCUGGACCUAGACAUUCACCCAACACAGCUGACGGUGCCUGUGCUCCAGGCGCCGCGGUUGGCGAGCGACGCGGAGCGUGAUGGGGACGCAACAGCUGCGGAUUUCAAGUGGCUCUCCCCGCCCCCGCCCAGCCCCCGCGCUGGUUGGGGGCGGCGCCCCCUGGCCAGGCUCUGGGUCCCGCCGGCUGGCGGGGAGGGGUCGGCUCAGGUAUCGCGGCCGCCGCCCGGGAGCGAGCGCUGGGCGCGGGACCGCCAAGGCAGAAUGGGGCGGCUCGGAGCCCGCCGCCUCGUCCUGCUCGCCGCCUGCCUGGGGCUCUGCGAGGCGCUCGGAGCAUCUUUUUAUGGUGAAAGCUAUGUGGAGCUCAGCAUCACAGAGGUUUCCUCGGAGUUAUCACUUCAGUUAACAUUUCAAACCAGCCAACCCCAGGGAUUACUUUUUCUUGCAGCUGGGAAAAGUGACUACUUUAUAAUAGAACUUCUGGCAGGAAACUUACGGGUGAGAGUGAAUUUGGGGGCAGGUGAACAAGUGCUCCUUUCUGAGCAAAGACUUCGUAUGGAUGACUUGGUGUGGCAUUUCGUGGAACUGUUCUGUGUGAAGGAUAGUAUCUCUCUGGUUAUUGACAAACAUUAUGAGAUGACUGGCCAGAUCACGGGUGGGAGGCACAGUUUACACUUUCAGCAUGGAAUCUACAUAGCAGGCCAUGGUGGACUUGAUGUUCCUUACCUAGAUGGAGAGCUCCCCAAUUUCCGUGGAUGUAUGGAGGAUGUGGUAUUUAACCAGAGGGAGAUCCUUACAUCCCUUAGAUCUUAUCCUGGUUUUAAGAAAGUUUAUGAGGUGUCACUCGGAUGCAGUGACGAAUUUUUUGCAGGAGAAGAUGAAGCCAUCAACUUCUUUAGCUCCAGAUCCUAUGUCGCCUUCCCAGAAUGGAAGAUGCCAGGGCACGGACUGUUGGAAUUCGCUUUGCAGACUGAAACUCAACAAGCCUUGCUUUUAUUUCAGUCAGGUCAAGAAGGAGAUUUUAUUGCUUUGGAAAUAGCAAAAGGCUUAUUGAAGGCCCAUGUAGGAAGGAAUAAGAACGAUACUGAGCUCUCUUCUUCUAGUUUAGUUAGUGACAACCGGUGGCACGUAAUUCAGUUCAAGUUCACCGAAAGGUAUUUGGACCUGAUGGUGGAUGAACAAGGAGUAAGGACAUUGCUGCCUUUGCAAAGCCAACCGUUUGUGUCUGAAGGCCCUCUCUUUGUGGGAGGUCUUGGCAACCACAAGGGAGAAGAAGUUAAGAGGUUACAACUUGCCUUUGUGCCUAGAAAAUCUGCUCGGGGACUCUCUUUCAAAGGGUGCAUAAGAGGCUUGGAAGCCAACUCAAAAAAGAGAGCAUUAAAGGAUGCCCUUCUUUCUAAAGAUAUAGCUGCUGGGUGUAAAAUGAAGAGCAGUGAUAAUGAAAAUCCUUCUGUAACAAUAAGGGAAAACCUGCUUCGGGCAGAGAUUCCCCUUUCCACUGCUGUCCCUGAGGCAGGCCAACCUAUCCUGCAAGAUGGAAGUAGAUAUUUCUUGGUUCUCAAUAACUUGGAGGUUCAAGAAGGUGGACGAGCCUUACUUGAACAAAGGCACAUGAAUGUGGAUGUGGACCUAGAGGAUCUGGGUAUCCGUCAGUCUCAGAUACUAUUUAAAAUACAGGAAAUACCCGUUCAUGGGUUCCUUCAGUUAGAUGUUUCUCCUGAGCAAGACACAGAGAAGGCUUUUUCUCUGUUAGAUCUGGAGCAAGGAAAAGUUUGGUAUGUCCAUAAUGGUUCGGAAGAACCUAGGGAUUAUUUCACAUUUUCAGUCUUUUUCAGCAGCAAGGAGGAAGUGCCACUAUACCAGCAAGGACAAGUUUCAUAUGUGUUUAACAUUAUCGUCAUUCCAGUAAAUGAUCCCCCAAACCUUAAGCUCCCUGAGGGAAGCCUGCUUCUCGUGUUUGAGAACUCUAAGAAGCAACUGACUCCAAGUAUCAUACAUGUGUCAGACCCAGACACAGAUUCCUUGAGUCUUAGCUUCUCAGUUCUUGGCAACUUCAAUUCAGAUGCUGGGUUUUUAGAAAACACCAAUGAUCCUGGGAGGCCCACUGCUGGUUUUACAUAUGGGGAUUUAAGAGAUGGCAAUAUUUUCUAUGUGCAUAGGGGUCAUCAGCACUCCCGGAUCCUUCUGAGAGCAACUGAUGGAGAGGUGGUUAGCAAUACAGUGGUGUUACGGGUCAUGGCAGUCCCUUGGGACUUUGAAAUAGCCAAUAAUACUGGUGUGGCUGUAGAGCAGGGUGGCACAGCUCUGAUUACACAGGGCCACUUGUCGGUGGAGGUUAAUGGUGAACGCCCUGAGGUAGAGACCCGCUAUCUUAUCACUCAUCCACCUCAGUUUGGCCAGAUUCAGAGGCAGGGGUCAAGUGGCGAGUGGAAACAAAUCAGCACCUUCUCUCAGCGUUCCGUUGAUCGGGGUCGGGUCCGGUACUGCAGCACAUUCAAGGAUUUGCAGCUAGAAAAUGUUACGGAUCACUUUAAAUUUCGAGUUAACAUAGAAGGAAAAAGCAGUGAAGAGCUGACAUUUCCUGUUACGGUACAAUGGCUGAGGUUUACCCUUCUGAAAAAUGUACCCCUUGAGAUCAGUAAAAUAAACAGGCACAUUCUGAAUUCUGAUCAUUUGCAGGCUGUGACAGAGGGUAUGGAAGUAGCUGAGAGGGAACUGCAGUUUAAGUUACUCACCACACCUAAGAAAGGAAAAUUGCUACUUGGCACACACGUUCUAAAAGCAAACUCAGUCUUCAGCCAACAAAACAUUACAGACUCUAAGAUAAGCUAUGAACCACAGGAGAGGCCCAGGGAACAUUCACAAGAUACUUUUAAGUUCCUGAUGGUUGCAAAGCAUAUAGAAUCAAAAGAUUAUACUUUCAGAAUAAAAUUUAAAGCAGAGAAGAAACGCAUUAUUUUAACGAACAGAGGGUUGUUUGUUAAAGAAGGAGAAGGGAAAGUCAUCACAAAAUCAGAAUUAUUUGCUCAAACUUUGGACAGUCAGACUUUCCAAUAUAAAGUCACCAAGAGUCCUCAACACGGGAAGCUGAAAUUGAUUCACUCUUCAGAUUCUCCAGGAGUUCAUGACAACAUCACUACGUUCACCGACCAGGACAUCUUGGGUGAGUGGCUGAUGUAUGUGCAUGAUGACUCUGAGACCGAGUAUGAUGAAUUCCUUCUCGUGGCCUCCACCACAGGACCAGGCCCAGAGGGAGUGGUGGGGGAUGGUGGCACGGAGUGUCUGUCUGCAGAAAUGAAAGUCACUGUUUCUGUGGGCUUGAAGAACGAUGAGAAACCAGUGCGUGUGGUAGAUAAGGUCUUUGAUGUUGUGCGGAAUGGCCAGCGCUUGUUGACCCUAGCAGAUCUCUGUUACCAUGACCCCGACUCAGAUUUUGAUGAUGGGCAGCUGCUCUAUACCCGGCGGGGCAUCCCCAAUGGAGACUUGGUGCGAGCCAGUGACCCCACCCAGAAACUCUACCAGUUCAGGCAAAAUGACCUGCGGGAAGGACGCGUGCUCUUCAGGCAUUGGGGUGCAGACUCAGCCCGCUUUGUGCUGUUUGUGACAGAUGGUGUCCAUUACACAUCGUCCCUCCUAGAGAUCAGUGUGUCAGAGCCCUAUGUCCGUGUAGCCAACAACACAGGGCUGCUGGUACAGAGAGGAGAGGAGAGCAGCCUUACAACAGCCAACCUUAGCGUCACCACAAACCAAGAUGUCAGAACAGACCACGAGAUUGAAUUCCACAUCCUGCAGCCCCCAAAGCAUGGCAUAGUGUUGGUCAACAGCUCAGGGCAAGGCCGGUUCUCCCUGCAUGAUCUGAAGCAAGGACAUGUGACUUACAGGCAUGGUGGCAGAAGCAGCUUUGAUGUGUUCAACCUGACAGUGAAAGUGAAAGAUGUAGAUUUAGAACUGGGUGUCUAUGUGCGAGUAGACUCGGAAAGCCACAAACAUCAUGCCCAAAUUCUGCACAGCAAGACCCUUGUAGUUGAAGAAGGAAAACCUGUAAAACUGAGCAGAGGAAGGCUCCAGGCUGUACACGAAGGUAACAUUCCUUCAGAGGCAACAUUCAUCGUUAAAGCUCUGCCAAAGCAUGGAUACCUCCGAAGAUCUUUGUCAGAAGAAGGUAGCUUAGGUGCAAAUGAAAAGUCCCCUUUGACUUUUACACAACAGGACAUUAAUGAUGGUUAUAUCCAUUAUGUACAGACAGCUCCUGACCAACAGCUGGACCGUUUUUUACUGGAUGUCGUGAAUGGCUUCGAAGCUGUGAGUAGAGUUGAGAUCUUGGUGGAUAUCAUUCCUAAGUGGAUUCCUUUGGAGGUACAAAAUUUCACAGUCCAGGAAGGUGGUUCCAAAGCCCUUCUGGAAGACUACUUCAAAAUUCCAAGCAAACAUUUCGAGAGACUUGACUGUGAAUUUGUUCUACUCAAACCACCAAAACACGGUUAUAUUGAAAAUUCUCAUUUUCCAAGAGUAGAGCUAAUGAAAUUUACCAGGAAACAGGUGGAAAAUGGAUUGAUUUCCUAUGUUCAUGAUGAUAGUGAGGACCUUCUUGACAGUUUUACCAUCUUUGCAAAUAGCUCAGAGCUCGGAAAACAGAGUGUGCCCCAAACUCUUUUUGUGACUGUCAAGUCAGUAAAUGAUGAGACUCCAGUAAUUACAGCCAAUAAAAUCCUUCAGGUGUGGGUGAAUUCUGUCACUGAGAUUACCAGUGGUGACCUCUGUGCAGAAGAUGCAGACUCCUCCCCGCGGGACCUUGCCUACUUGGUCUCUCCUCCCAGCAAUGGACAUUUGGCUCUUAAGUCCUUUCCUGGCCACAGCAUCCAGAACUUCACCCAAGCUGAAGUCAACGAGGGCCAGCUAGUGUUUGUACACACCGGAGCAAUGUCAGGAGGCUUUAAUUUUCAGGUUUCCGAUGGUUUGAACUUCGCGCCACGACAAAUUUUUAGCAUCACAGCUCGAGCUCUAGUCUUAAGCUUAGAAGUAAACAGAGGACUAAGCAUCUUUCCAGGUUCCAUGAAGCCCCUUUCAUCUCGUGACUUGAGAGCUGUGACCAAUGAUGUGGACAGUGCAGGAAAUAGAACCAUAACCUUUACGGUUGUAAGUUCCCCUAGACUUGGGAGGUUGGUGCGAGUAAAUUCUGACAACAGCACAGAGGAUGUUUCCGUAUUUACGCAGAAUCUGGUCAGUGAACAGCUGAUAUUAUACCAGCAUGUGGACUGGGAAAACACAGGCUGGACUGCAGAAGACUCUUUCAUGUUCACGGCAUCCUCCCCACCAGCAGAUCUAGGCCCAGAGGAAUUUCAUAUAACUAUUUCAUAUGAAAUUAAUGAGCCUGGUCGGCAGAGUCGUCUACUUGCAAAUACAGGAGCUGUUGUCAAGGAGGGAGACAGAGUUCUCAUUGACCAAUCUAAGUUAGAUGCUUCCAAUCUCUUAUUUAAAUUGCCCAAAUCUCAGCGCUCUUCAUAUGAAAUUUGGUUCCAAGUUACAUCUCUUCCUCACCAUGGAAGUAUUAUGGUUGGAGAGAGAAAUAUUACCCAAAGAAAACCCAAUUUCUCCCAGUAUAUACUUAAUAAUUUUGGAAUCACAUACCUUCAUGAUGACUCUGAAUCACUGGCUGAUAAUUUUACCUUUGCCGUUUGGCCCAACCAAAAGAGCAAGUCCACCACUAAGCCAGAGGCUGACUUUCUUGAAGAGAUGUUUAACAUCACCAUCAGUCCUGUAAAUGACCAGGCACCAGAAUUAAAGACCAAAGGGCUUCGGUUGAAAGUUCUGCAGGGCAAUAGGUUGGUUUUAGGACCUGAAAACCUGAAAGUGGAAGAUCAAGACAGUCCUCCAGAGGAGAUCAGAUAUACAGUCAUCCAUAAUCCUAACAAUGGCUUUUUGGCAAUGGCUCACCAUCUAGACACACCUGUUCACCAUUUCACACAAGCUGACAUUGAUGACUCUCAGGUGUGGUUCAUGCAGGAUGGAAGCCCAUCCUCCGGGGUGUUUUACUUUAGUGUGACCGAUGGCCAGCACCGCCCACUCUACAAGCUCUUCCACCUGGAUGUCAUUCCCAUCUCCAUCACCCUUGUUAACCUCACUGACCUGCUUCUCCCACAAGGCCAGACAACCAUCCCCAUCACCAGUGCUCACCUGUCAGCAAUGACCAAUGGGAGGAGCCCCAAAAUCACUUAUAGGAUAACCAGGCCCCUCCAACAUGGGUAUCUGCUCAUUGAAAACCAGGUGGUCAUCAGCUUUGGACAGGAGGAGCUGGAUUCAGGAAGGCUCUCUUACCACAUGACAAACCUGACUGCCUCAGAGGACCAGCUCCAGUUCUCACUGUUUACCUCAGAAAGCAACCUGACAGGACAGACACUGAGCAUCAGGGUGCAGCCUUUACUGUGGGUUACAUCAAACCUGACUGUUUCCAACAGAGUGGCCCAUCGGCUGAGAAGAAAGGACCUUGAUGCUACUGAGCUUGCUAAUAGGACUAACAGUGAUCCCGAAUUUGAAGUGACAGACCCCCCCAUCCACAGCAGACUUCUACGAAGAGUGGGCCAGGCCACCGUGAUGGAAGACACUACUCUAUUCACUCAGAGGGAUGUUGACCAAGGACUGCUGAUGCUCGAGCCACAUGCCAACCUAACAGGCACUGAUUGGCUGAACGACUCUUUCACUUUCUUGCUCAGGGCAGACCAUGUGCAGCCAGCGAUAGGCUGUCUUCCCUUCACCAUAGUGCCACCAGAUCCCUUUUUUUUGCAAACUUUUACACCUGAUGUUUCUUUAUUAGUCACUGCAGAUAACCUUGUGACCGCAGGUCUCUCUCAGGAAAAGCAUGUGGUUUCCUCAGGACCCACAGCACAGACAGGAACUCUGAGGAAUCUGACCCAGACCAGACGGCAGGAAGCUGAUCCCUGGCAACGACACAGUGGUAAAGAGCCCACUUUAGAUGGCAGGGCCUCUCCCACUAGAGCCAUUUGGCCACCAGAUGCCACUAAAGCCAGUGCUGGGACACCCACCCUGCCCAGAGAGAGUGGUCACUACUCUCUAAUGGUCAUCGUACCGUUGACUGCGGUGAUAUUCCUGCUGAUAGUAACUUCAGUGGCCUUGUGUGUCUGGCUGCUAGGCUGUAAAGUAGAAAAGGCGAAACCUCUUAUCAAGCCCCAGACCAAUCUAGAACCCACAACCCCAGGUGCUAGGCCAGAAAGGAGCAUAACUAUUCCUACUGUCACGGUGACACCCCUCCUGAAAAGCUCCAGCAGCCCUCCAGUCAGCAUUUUCAGGGCCCCACAAUGUGAGCACAUGGAAAAAUCUGUAGUCUCUGAGCCUGUGGAAAAAUGUGCUCCCUGGGAGCCGUGGGUGAAUCUGGAUCCCGACAUGGUCAAGCUCUGCCGACAAACCAACCCAACACUGAAGCACAACCAGUACUGGGUGUAGAUGGAGGGAAUUUGUUCUUUACUGACCACACAAAGGCAAAGAAAUGCUGGUGAGAUCAACUGAGAUAAGCCCAGCCCUUGGUGCUCAAUUGGAGAUCCAUGGUUAGAUGGUGGCUGGUGUUUAUUCUAACUUUGGACAACACUCAUCUUAUAGGCUCUCCACCAUGAGCUUUGUGUGCCCUCUUCUGGACCUGAUGCUCUGAGUGCACAUAAGAUUUUGUCACUAUUUAAACCCUUUACCAAGGUGGCCAGACUGUGGAUUAACAUGGGAGUUAGAGUUAAUGGAGGAAGGCUUUGAAUAUUUUUCACCGACGAUUCACUCUCAGAGUGAGUCAGCGAGGAAGUGCAGGAACUGUUUCAGCAAGUCCAAGAGGUAAUUUAUCAAGUCAGUGAAUAUGUUUCUAGUGUUUUUCUGUAGUGACUUUUCCUCCUUGGAGGCUCUAGCUCUGACUUCCUAAUGAAGGAAAUGCUUGGGUGCUCCAGAUAAUGGGACAGUCUCCCCUCCUUUGAAGGUAUUUGUGAACACAUUGCGUCUAGUCUGAUUUGUAACAUCAAGCCUGUAGGACCAGUUUUAUGUGAAGUCCAAGGAAUAGAAAAGUUUGUUGAAUACUUUUGUGAUGCCUCAAUUUGGCUUAACUUUACAAUGAAUCAAAAUAGCGUCAGAUUUAUAUUUAACUUGCCCUGUUGAGCCUCCCAUUGGCAGACUCAGUUUCAGUUUCCAUAACUGCAAAAUGGAGAUAGCAGUACUUGUAUUGUUAGGAAUGUUUUGGAUAGCAAAUCACAAGAUAUCUGCUACAUGUAGGCCUCAGGUUGGGGAUUGGCAAACUUGUUCUGUGCAGGGCCACAUAGGAAAAAUAUUUCAGGCUUUGUGGGCUACAUAUGGUUAUUUUAAAAAAAAUUUUUAAAUGUAAAAACAAUUCACAGUUCCUGGAUGUGACCCACAAACCAUAGUUUGCCAGUCAUUGGUAGAGCUGAGCAAUAAAAGUAUUGAAUUAUUUUAAAUAAGCAGCCUGAGGUGGACAUUCCAAGGCUGGUUCAACGGUUCAAAGACCUCAUGGAGGACUGACGCUCUUUUGUUCUUUCUGCAUUACCUUCCUUGAGCUAUUGGCACUUAUUUCAUCCUUUUGUUUAGUUCCUUAUGAUUGUGAGAUGGCUGCUGAAGCCCCAAGCAAUACAGUCCCAUUCAAAGGCCAAAAUCCUAGUGGGGGGAAAAGAGAGAUAUCAAGAAGACUUAGAGAGGAUCUUAUGUAUUAAUAUUUUUUAAAAUCUCGAGGCCUUCCCAAACAUUUCCUCCCUUUUACAUCUCAUUGUCUAGAACCAGGCAACGUGAUUCCUGUACCUUAACCACCAUUGGCAAAGAGAGAUGGAAUUCUCAUGACUGACAACUCUUCUGGGGCUGGGAGAGGAUUCUGCCAGGUCAGAGAUCAAUGAAUAAUCAGCCCACUGUGUAAUUAGGAAAGUAUGGGGAAUGGCAACUAGAUAGGCAAAGAGUAGGAUCAACUGAAAUAUUCUUUGAGUUUUGAAAUACUUGGGCAACACAGCUUUUGAUCUUUCAAAUUGGUAUCUACUUUAAUAUUGCCUUUCUGUAUUUUAAUGAUUUUCUUAAAGCCAGUGUUUCUAAGGUGGGGGGAGAAAUUUCCCCCUAGGAGGCAUUUGGCAAUGUCAGGAGACAUUUUGGGUUUUCACAACUGGUGCUGUGGCAUCUAAUGAGUACAGGCCAAGAAUGCUGCUGAAUAUCCAACAGUUCACAAGACAACCCCCACAACAAAGAAUUACCUGGCCCAAAAUGUCAAUAAUGCCAAGGUCGAGAAAUCCUGGUUAAAGCCAGAAUGAAGAGUUUUCUUGUAUACCCAGUGAAGAAUUCAUAAACCCAUUCCCAAAUUUAGGCAAAAACUGUAUCCUGAAAACAGAAUGGAAGAGUGAAAAUCUCAUAGUAUGUUUGAAAUUGUGAUUGGCUAAUGGUAUCCAUGAAGUUUUUUUUUUUUUUUGAGAAUGUAUUAAAAAUGAAAUAAAACUU